Messenger RNA from Pungitius pungitius (ninespine stickleback), 3320 nucleotides. RefSeq names its product Glyco_hydro_56 domain-containing protein. Gene Ontology annotation, cellular component: acrosomal vesicle. NCBI's taxonomy places the organism in Eukaryota, Metazoa, Chordata, Actinopteri, Perciformes, Gasterosteidae. Gene Ontology annotation, molecular function: hyalurononglucosaminidase activity. The transcript has 8 exons. Gene Ontology annotation, biological process: carbohydrate metabolic process; hyaluronan catabolic process. The record is from RefSeq and is a predicted model, not a curated record. Bases 442 to 2109 code for a protein of 555 amino acids.
GAAGGGACUGAGGGGGGAGGACAGGUGUGAUCCUCCACAGCUCAGGUGUUUGUUUAGAGCGGUGGUGGAGAGCAGGGGAUUAGAGGAUUACGGACGGUGUCGUUGGUCAUGUGAGUUGCCGUGGUCGACACUGACCCUGCUUACCUCUCUCUCAGUAAGGAAGCUUAGCCCGGCCAUGAAGAUGUCAGGCUUCUUUUUGGUGCAUUUUACACAUGCACAGCUCAUCCAUGCCCCCACAAAUCCAGCAGGAUUCCCUGUUGUUUCUAUCUGAAGGAAUAGCAAAGGAAAUAGAAGAAAGAGGAAUAACACUUUGCAGAAUCAGAAGCGGUAGCUCACAUCAUGUCCGGACUGUGAGGAGUAAACACGGCAGCAACCUUGGCCUUGGAACAUGAUUGUCUAUGGGGGCCUGAAGGGGUGACGGCCGGACAGGUGGCUGCUCCAAUGGCUUGGGCCGAGCCACGGUCCCGUCCAGACCCCGAGCUUGAACCAAAACCAGCACCCCGCGGUCUAAAGACCCAAGACACUUUUCCAUCAGUGACCCUUCAAGUCCAGCCUCCAGUUUUACUGCCCUUCCUGCUUCUGCUCGCUGCCUUCGCUGACCUGGGCACUGCUGGCCCACCACAGCCAGCGUGGCCGCCUCUCCUGUCUGGACAGCCUUUCAUCAUCUUCUGGGGCAUCCGUGACUCCUCCUGCUCUGGCCGGCCAGAUCCCAGAUCUUUUGGGAUGGAACGGGAGGGCCGCGUGGCCGUCUUUUAUGAGGACACGUUGGGGAACUACCCUUAUUUCCUAGACAAAGACACACCUGUCAAUAGGGGGCUACCACAGCACACCCGGAUGCGAGACCACCUCCAGAAGACACAGCAGGACGUGGAGGCGGCCUUACCCGCCCCGAGGUACCUUGGGUUGGGGGUGCUACGCUGGGCCGAGUGGGUCCCCCAGUGGUCAAGAAACCGAGAGAGGCAGACGAUCUAUCUGGAUGAAACCAGAGACCUGAUGAAGACUUUCUUUCCUGGCUGGACGCCGGAGGAGGUGGAAAAGUGGUCAAAGGUGGACUUUGAGGCAGCAGCCCAGUCAGUAAUGAUGGAAACUCUGCGGGAGGUCAAAAGGUUGAGGCCCAAAGCAUUAUGGGGCGUCUCCCCUUACCCCAGCUGCUACAAUGGCGAUCCUGCCCUAACCUCGUUGGCCAAUUACACCGGCCAGUGCCCCGCUACAGAGAUGGCCCUCAACGACGAGCUUCUGUGGCUAUGGAAACGAUGCUCCGCCCUCUACCCUCUCCUCACGCUGGAGAAGCUACAGUGUGGAACCUCUGGAGGCCGGCUUCACCUGUCCAGUGAAAUCCGGGAGGCACUUCGAGUAUCAUCUCUGAGUGGGACUGUGUCUGAUCUUCCUGUAUUCCCAAUCCUCAGGAGUGUUUAUGCAUCAACAAACACUUUCCUGUCACAGGCAGACCUGGUGAGCACCAUCGGGGAGAGUGCUGCCAUGGGAACAGCUGGAGUUGUCAUCUGGGGGAAGAGUGAGACUAAAACAGAGAGAGAGUGUCAAGAGCUGGCAGAGUUUGUCCGCAAGGUCCUGGGACCCUACUCCAUCAACGUAACCACGGCAACCCGACUGUGCUCAGCCUCCCUCUGCCAGGGAAAGGGCCGAUGCGUCCGUCAAAAUCCAGAGAGCUCUGUCUACCUCCACCUACCGCUGCCGUCCGAACCGGUGGCAAAGGUGACAGAAAAGGAAGAGGCGGAAAAAACCACCGAUCAGCCGGAAACAAACACUAAACCAGCCGAACCCGACCCGGCCGAGAUGUGGAAGAAGGACUUCCAGUGCCAGUGGUACGAGACAGCAGACGGGGACGUCUCAGACCAGCAGUCCCCCAAAGACGGGGCAUCUGCUGGAAGGGCAGUAAAAGAAAAUACUGGAGAUGUUUUGGGGAACGCAGCAGCUUCUACGACGAAAGGUGCCUCUGCGAUUGAGUUGAGAGGAAGCAGCUCGCCUGGAGCCGGAAGCCCGACGCCUUCACAGGAAGUAGCUGCAGACGGCGGGACAGAUUCCCAGAGUGUCCCCAUAGUAACCGUCCUGCUGCUGCUGGUGGCUGGACUUCUUUGCCUGGAACCUUAAAUUGACAAACAAACCAUCCUUUACCUGGGAGGUCUGGGCUGUGAGUGAGAGAUGAGCCCUGCUGAAGUGCCCUUGAGCAAGACACUGAAUCCCUGCUGGCUGCAGGUGUGCUGCUUUGUUAAAGAAAUGAAUAAAAAGAUAAGAUUAAAAAAAAAAAAAAAAAAGACACAGGUGUCAAGUUCCAGCUGUGAACUAUCACUGAAUGUGCCAAGCGACAGUAGAGGUAAAAACACGUGUCACUUUUCUCUGUGUCUACAGGCUGAAAUUAACCCUUUAAAGAGAUGUGACACAUCAAAUCCGCCAGGACGUCUACACACUGUCACCAUAGUGACUAGGGACAUCUCUCUUCCAUCCACUUUUAACUGUAGAUUACACUUCCGCACCGCUAGUUUUAGAACUUGCACACAGUUGUUUUUUUUUAUUGCACAUUUUGUUCCUUCCAGUCAUUUUUUUAAACGCUGAUUAUUUCGUCAUUUUAAGGUAUAAAACACAUGAGUAUCUCUUCCCAUGAAGUAGACCCGUUGGGUUCAUUUGAAUUAGGGUGGCAGCAGAAAUGUCAGAGGCAAAUAUUUGAAUUCCUAAACCGGGUUUUUAAUUUAAUCCUCUUGGCAGAUUUACCUAUUUUAUUUGUAGAAAAGCAGUUUGAGAGUCACAUGUUUAUUGUGACAACUUUGGCCUUCCAUCCUCCUGGUUUUACGUUGGAUCGUUGAGGUUGUCCCUCAGAGGCUGAAGUGCAGCUCCUCAUGCUUUGCCUGAGCUCUGGCAGAACCCUGCAAACAUGGUCCAUACUGAAACAUCACAGUAGGAAACGCAUAGUAAGAAGCAAGUGUAAAUGAAUGAAGUGAUGGCUAAAUUCCAUUUCACUGCUGAAGUAUCAGAGUCCUGGAGUCAAGGAGCGUUUAGUCUCACCAGCAUGGAGCUUAUUGUAAGUCAAAGUUGAUUAUAUCUGAAUAUUUUUAAUACACACGCUUCAGUCCUCCCUAAAGCAGUACACUUAUAAAAAAAGAUGAAAACGUUCUUGCAGCUCAUGUGAAUUUAUUUGUUAUUUUUAUUCAUCCAGGAUGUAUAAAUUGUUCUUUAGUUACAGAAAGAGAUCAUAUCUACACAGGUGCGUCAUCUUAUUGUACAACAGAAAAUGAAUAAUCCCACAUUUACACUAUGAACAAGGAUAUUUUCUUUCAUUUCUUCCAUCUCAAGGAUCCUUGGAAAUC